ACUGAGUGUCAGGCGCCGGGAGAGCGAGAGACGCACUCGGCUCUGCAACGCCAGCGGCAUCGGGGCAUCAUGGCUUCUUCGCACUGCAACGCCGACACCGGACUGGAGAUUAAAACCCGGUCGGUGGAGCAGACCCUCAUCCCCUUGGUGACCCAGAUCACAACACUUAUCAAUCACAAAGAAAAACCAAAGAAAUCAGAGAAAACUUGGCGAGUAAUUCAACGGGUCGGGCAAGCAGUGAGUUUGGCUGUUGGAAGAUUUGUCGCUGUUGGUGAAGCCAUAGCAAGUGAAAAUGAAGAGUUAAAAGAGGAAAUGUACUUUGCCUGUCAGGAGGCAAGGCAAGCAGGGGAGUGCAUUGCACAGUUGACUGAUGUGGGCUCCUUUGACCAGCCAGAAUCAGAUGCAAGGGCAACAGUUUACACAGAUAAGACUGGAAUGAUAAAAGCUGCACGAUUACUGCUAUCUUCUGUUACUAAAGUAUUGGUGCUGGCCGACAGGGUCGUCAUUAAGCAAAUAAUCAACUCCAGAAGCAAGGUUCUUACAACUUUGGAACAUUUGGAAAAAGUUAGCAGCUUUCAGGAGUUUGUACAGAUCUUCAGUCAGUUUGGAAACGAGAUGGUAGAAUUUGCCCAUUUGACAGGAGACAGGCAAAAUGAUUUGAAGGAUGAAAAGAAGAAAGCGAGGAUGGCAGCUGCCAGGGCAAUACUGGAGAAAUGUACGAUGAUGCUUCUCACAGCCUCAAAGACUUGCCUUCGGCAUCCAGAUUGUGAAUCAGCAAGAAUAAACAAGGCUGGUGUUUUCCAUCGCAUGAGGUUGGCCUUAGACCAGGUGAUAGAAAUUGUCACCGAUUCAAGAUCAAAUGGUGAACACAAAAUCCAUCCCACGAGCAUCUACGCUGACAUCAAUGAAUUUAAAAUGAAGGUGGAAGGUUUACGAGACAAUUUACAUGGAAUUGCAAAGGAAAACCUGACGACAAUGCUAGAAAUAAUCCUGGAGCAUACAGAGGACUUUACAGACUCUGCAUAUACAAGCCAUGAACACAGAGAACAUAUAUUGGAACUAUCCAGACAGGCCCGAGUGGAGCUGGAGCAGCUGGUUGCUGUGUGGAAACAAGCACAAUGCCUGAAAGCCAAAGAAGCCACAGACGAUAUGGAGUUGGCCAUUAUUAAGACAAGACAGUGUAUGAGUGAACUGAGGAGAGAGCUUCAAAACACUGCUGUGGAGUCAGCAGGGGAGCUUCUAAAAUGUUACGCAGAGCACAUUGUCCUCAAAGCCCUGAAGGCAGCAGGGGUUGAAGGAAAUUUGGAGGCGCUAGCAGAAGUUACCAGCAAAUUGUCUGAACAGAAGGAACAGCUCUCUGAGACUUCUCGAUUACUGCGACACGUUUCAGGAAGUGAACCCUUGGAAAUUACUUGUUUACAUGCAGAAGAAACAUUUCAGGUCAUUGGUCCACAGAUCAUUUCGGCUGCACAGACCUUGGCUCUUCACCCUUCAAGUAAGAUUGCCAAAGAAAAUCUGGAAGUCUUUUGUGAGGCCUGGGAGUCACAACUGAACGAUAUGUCCAUCCUGUUGAAGGAAAUUAAUGAUGUGUUUGAAGGACGAAAAGGAGAGAAGCGUGCAUACCUUUCACUACCAAGACCAGGGAAGCACUCUGCAAAUCUGAAGGUAGUUAAAGCAGUCAAACUAGAUGCUGAGGAACAGGCAAAGAUAGCAAAAUUAGGGUUGGAGCUGCGAUUGCACACGUCAGAUAUAGACGCAGAAACAGAAAGAUGGGAGGACCAAGAGAAUGAGAUUCUUCGGCAGGCGCAGAGUAUGUCUAGUAUGGCAUAUUCGAUGUAUCUUUUCACAAGAGGGGAAGGCCUUUUGAAAACCACACAGGAUUUGUUUCACCAAGCUGAAAUCUUUGCUGAAGAAGGUCUCAGACUGCAUUCAUCACUUCAUUCGUUCUCAAAUCAGCUGGAAGAGGAUGAGAAAUCAUCUUUGCUGGUGGAAGCUGAAAGGUUUCCUGCUUUAUGUCAGCAACUGCAAAUGACCUGCCGAACCCCUGUUCAUGGCAAAGCUGCCACCUUUACCAAGGUUGACACUAUAAUUCAGGAAACGAUAAACAUGAUGACUGUAUUAAUGAAAGCUCUUUCUCUUUGUUACAAACUGUUAAAAAAGUGUAAAGUAGAUCAGACAUUUAUGGGCUCACCCCACAGCUGGAGAGGAAACCAACUGCAGACAGUUGCAAACGGUGAAACCUUAGAUGGGAAGAACACAGACACAUUUGGCGUGAAAUCUCUGGAAAGACACAUGGCAAACUUGACGUUCUUAGAGAGCAAAUGAAGAGAAAAGGUCUAGUGUAGUUGCAACACAUACAUUGUCAGGUGUACUGUAAAGUCUGUCAUUUCAUAGUACACUGUAAUCAAUGUCUGUUGCAUUUAUAGUACUUAAUGUGGAUAUAAAUAGCAGCUAUGUCCCUAACAUGGAUACGACUGUUUUAAGAUCUAUAUUAAACCUUUUUCCAACUCUGUAGUCAUCUGAAGUAAUACUGAGCGAAUAGAUAAUUUGGUUUGGUAUCUUUGAAAUGUAUUACUGCUGGAUUUUUACCUUGGCCGGCUAAUGUCUAAAUCUCUUGUGAAUAUUUUACUGAUGUGAUUAAUUCUUUGAUGCUGCUAGGGUCACAAAUGUGCAAGAACAAAACUGGAUCGGACAGCAUGUGUGUUACUGCUGUCCAAAUUAAUUAAACCAAAAUUAUAUUCGCAGUCAAGUUAUUGCAACAUAUUUUAUCAUUUGGGUACCUUGAAAGAAAUAGGUUUUCGCCACUCUAAUUUCUUCUGCUGCUAGGUGUAAAUUUUCUGGAAGAAGAUAGUCUUCCUCCCAGUAAAAUUUAUCCAAACAUAAUCAGAUUGCUAUUUAUGCUCAAGUUUUAGAUCUCGUAUUUUCCCCUCCCUCCCUUUUCAAAUUCUUGAUAAUGCUUUAAAAUCUACGUUAAUACAUCAAGCAGAUCACAAGUUUUAAAACAGAGUUUUUGCGUUGUAUCCCUCAAAUCUGCUCUUCGCACAUGAACUAAUCUCACUUUUUCUGGUGAUAAUACUGCAGUGCAGUGGGGUUUGAAUGUUGAUGUAUGGAUUGCUGGAAGUAUUGAAUACAGUACUUGGACUGGAUUUGUAUUACCUGUAAAGGCAGUUUUUUUACAUUUCUCUGACAAUUAACAUGCAAAGUUAUAUUUUUUAAAAUAAAAUUCUAAUUCGUUAAUCAUCAUUACAUUGUGUAUUGUUCAAUGGACUUCACGUACAGAGAGAUGUCAUAUUGGUGAUAAAUUAAUUAAACAUUAUUUAUCUUA
Molecule: messenger RNA, 3325 nt
Organism: Amblyraja radiata (thorny skate)
Lineage: Eukaryota; Metazoa; Chordata; Chondrichthyes; Rajiformes; Rajidae
Gene: ctnnal1
Product: catenin (cadherin-associated protein), alpha-like 1
Exons: 19
Coding region: 70-2325 (751 amino acids)
Biological process (GO): cell adhesion; Rho protein signal transduction
Molecular function (GO): actin filament binding; cadherin binding
Source: RefSeq, a predicted model, not a curated record